Molecule: messenger RNA, 2067 nt
Organism: Rhineura floridana
Lineage: Eukaryota; Metazoa; Chordata; Lepidosauria; Squamata; Rhineuridae
Product: histone H3
Exons: 1
Coding region: 1593-2003 (136 amino acids)
Cellular component (GO): nucleosome
Molecular function (GO): structural constituent of chromatin; protein heterodimerization activity; DNA binding
Source: RefSeq, a predicted model, not a curated record
ACUGACAUGCCUAACUCAAGUCCAAUAUAAUUUUAACCCACCCGGAUUUGUAUUCCGCAUAUCCUUCAACUCUAGAUAAACCACAAUUUUUCAUGCUAAUUUUGUAAUGUGUCCCUGUUGAGAAAGGUGUUGCUUAAUGGUAUGCUAAGAAAUUUCCUGGUGAUUUUAUUUGUUCUCUAAUACUAUCCCGCUUAUAUUUCACCUUUUCUCUGAGAAGCUUAAUGUGGUACAUGGUUUUCCUCCAUUUUAUCUUCACAACAACCCAGUGAGGCAGGUUAGCUUGAAAGACUGACUGAUCCAAGGUCACCCAGUAAGCUUCAUAACAGUGGGGAUUUGAAUUCUGGUCUCCCAGGUCUUAGUCCAACGCAGAUCAUUACAUCACAAUGGCUUUCACAACACAUUGAUGAGCCCAAUCCUGGCUAUAGAAUGGCGACGUACGAUGAUCAGGCAAUCCGAACACACUCCCUUUUUAUAUUACAACUAUGAAGCAGAACCCUUGGGUGCCUCUGCACAGACAUGCUGGGGGACGAUACGUAAUUGGCAUGCUAUGGCAAUGCCUCGUUCCCAGACUAUCGGGCUUUAAUGAGCCUGAGGAACACUUCUGUGUAUCGCGAAAGCUGGCAUACAGUAUUAAUAAGCAUUGCUUAUUAAUUACAAAAGUAGUUUUACUGACCUCGUAAACAAAAGGUUUGCCAUUAGAGAUGAGGGAGGAGGAUUCUUAACCAAUCAUUGCGUAGCGCGGGAUUUUUUAAGCCGCUUUUUUGCCGUUAAGCUCAAAGAAACCUAUUCAAUUCUGCGUCUCAAAAGCUGUUGCUAGUUUAAUUCGUUUUGCAAACGUCCCUUUUAUUCAUGUCCACUCUGCGGGAACUGAUAGCUCCUAAUUAGUCUCUAUGACUGUAACGCAAAGAUGACUUACCCAGGAGCAAGUUCCAUCGAGUCUGAGUUCUUUGGGACUUCCGUGUAAAAGUGUACCUUGGGAGAUCGUGCUUGUGGAGGAAAGAGAUUGCUUUUGACCUCUCAGAUAACUAGACUCUUGAGUUAUUUAAGUUAGUCUUGAUGUUCCAACAAGCAGGUGAGGUAUGAAUCUUGAUGUAAAUAUGUAAGACCAAUGUUUUUUAAAAAUAAUUUUGGAAAGGGUCUAACUUAGCGCCGCAUUUUUAAGCAUUUCAAGUCUCCUGAGGGAAACCAAGAACAUUUCUUUCAAAUAGUUUUUCAGGGUCCUUAAGCACUGACCAUUUUCACACACAAUUAUUUAUAUGGGGACUAUUCAGUUUUAUUCUCGCAACAAACCUGGAAGAUCGGAUAGGCUGAGAGAAGGGGAUUGAACCCCCACCCCCGGAACUUCCCAGGCAAUGCAUUUAGGACAGAAACUGGAGAAGUUUUAACGGCGGAAGUCGUGGGAGUGAGACAAUAGCCCUAGCGUCCAAUCCCUUCCAAGCGCGGGAAAUUCAAACUCUUAAGCCAACACUUUAACCGUCUCGGCCAAUCAGGAGGGGAGGAUUUUGCUAUAAAUUCUCUGCCUCCAAGGAACUUUCGUCGUUCAGGCUAGCGCUGGAGAGGUGUACUGCGGUUUGUUUGCGUGAGGAAGGGCCAUGGCGCGUACUAAGCAGACGGCUCGCAAGUCCACUGGAGGAAAAGCUCCUCGCAAACAGUUGGCUACCAAGGCUGCCCGGAAAAGCGCCCCUGCCACGGGUGGAGUGAAGAAACCCCAUCGCUAUCGCCCGGGUACCGUAGCUUUGAGGGAGAUCCGUCGCUAUCAAAAAUCUACUGAACUGCUAAUCCGCAAGCUUCCUUUCCAGCGUCUGGUAAGAGAAAUCGCCCAGGAUUUUAAGACUGAUCUGCGCUUCCAAAGUUCCGCUGUCAUGGCCUUGCAGGAGGCUAGCGAGGCUUACCUGGUAGGUCUCUUCGAAGACACCAACUUGUGUGCCAUCCAUGCCAAGAGAGUCACUAUUAUGCCUAAGGAUAUUCAGCUGGCACGCCGCAUCCGCGGCGAGAGAGCCUGAGGCCCUUCCCACGCUGGUACAGCCGAAAAUUACAAAGUAACCCAAAGGCUCUUUUAAGGGCCAC